Messenger RNA from Scaptodrosophila lebanonensis, 1197 nucleotides. RefSeq names its product growth hormone-inducible transmembrane protein. Gene Ontology annotation, cellular component: mitochondrial inner membrane. The transcript is spliced from 6 exons. Bases 89 to 1102 code for a protein of 337 amino acids. NCBI's taxonomy places the organism in Eukaryota, Metazoa, Arthropoda, Insecta, Diptera, Drosophilidae. The record is from RefSeq and is a predicted model, not a curated record.
GUUUCUAGAAAUUUUAUAAAAUCGCUCGAGCAGAUUAAGUUAUAUAGUAUUUCGAUCGACCAACACGUAUUGCGUAAGAAACUCCAAAAUGUGGAUGCAACUAAAUAAAACUAUAUUGAUUUCUCGUCUAUCGGGCGUCCUGGGCCCAAAUUCCCAAGCGGUUGUGAAAUGGAAGUCGCCCAUGGUCGUGCGCAACUAUGCACGAGGACCUGUGCGUACCCGGACUAUUGUUGGACAGCAGCCGGCACGUCCUCAAACGCUCAAGGAGAAGCUGAUGGCACCCCCUAGUGCCAAUGCUUAUUCAUUGGGCAAGGGUGCUGCAGCUGGUGCCGCUGUUGUGGGUAUGGGUGCGCUCUGCUACUAUGGAAUUGGCCUGGGCAAGGAAAAUAGCAUCGCCAACAACUCCAUGCUUUGGCCACAGUACGUGAAGGAUCGCAUUCACUCGACUUAUGGCUUCUUUGGCGCUUCGUGUAUUGUAACAGCUGCAUCUGCAGCUGCUGUUUUCCGAACACCGCGCCUCCUUUCCUUGGCUUCGCGUGGUGGUCUAUUGUGGACAUUCGCUUCGCUUGCUCUUGUUAUUGGCAGUGGUGCCGUCGCAAGAUCUAUUGAAUAUCAGCCGGGCUUUGGUCCCAAACAUCUGGCCUGGGUCGCGCAUUGUGCCAUCAUGGGCGCUGUGAUUGCCCCCCUCUGUUUUAUAGGCGGUCCGAUUCUAACACGCGCUGCAAUUUACACUGGAGGCAUUGUCGGCGGCCUCUCCACAAUAGCGGUCUGUGCUCCAAAUGAUAAAUUCUUGUAUAUGGGUGGCCCCCUGGCUAUUGGUCUUGGUGUCGUCUUUGCUUCAUCAUUAGCAUCUAUGUGGUUACCGCCUACAACAGCUCUGGGUGCUGGCCUGGCUUCUAUGUCCCUAUAUGGUGGUCUGCUUCUCUUUAGUGGAUUUUUGCUGUACGACACUCAACGUCUUGUACGCAAGGCCGAGGUCUAUCCUCAAUACACCAUGGCACCCUUCGAUCCCAUCAAUGCUUCGAUGUCCAUCUAUCUCGACGUAUUGAAUAUAUUCAUCCGGAUUGCCACCAUAAUGUCUGGGUCCAGGAAUAGAAAAUAGAUUUAUCAUGCAUAUGUAUAUUAUAUAUAAGCCACAAACAUGUGAUGAAGCAAAGAACAUUUUCUUUAAAUAAAUUAUAAUCGACUUUAAUUGUA